GGCUGUUCACAUCCUGUCCUGCAGCUCAGCAGCAUGAGUGAGACAGUUAACAGCUGAGGCCUUGUGUGUCCGAGUAUGCGUUCACGUUGAUGAAAACUCAGAAAUUACUCCAGAGUUUCUUGCCUCUGCCAAGUUACCCUCGGAGUACAGGCUCCACUCCUACACAGUAAAGAACUUUGAUUGGAUUUCCACGCACCCCUUUGUUUGUUAAAUGAGAUUGCAUUACAGAAUCUUUUUACUUUAGCUCGUUACGUUGCUGCAAAAUGAAGAAACCUCUUCCACUGACUAAUUCCUGGAAUUGUUCCAUCAAUGAAGAACCAGUACUAUUUACUCUGCCAGGCACCAAGAAGAAGAUCAAGAGGAAGUCCCGUGAGCCUAAAAGACUUUUCCCAAGUCCAGAGACUGAAACCAUACAAAACUUUUUAGUGGACAUGUCUAAUGGUGACUCAGAGGAUGCCCAAAUGGAGAUGGGCUAUGUCAACAAGCUGGCUCCUUUCCAUGGGCAGCUGAUGAUGUCACAGGAGAUGAUGGUCAACAGUACAAAACCUCUGUCUGGGAUACCGGAGAACAACACCGUACCAGGUCAGAGUGGCGCUAUAGACAUGAGAAUUGGCAUCAACAUGCCUGCCAUCUCUUCCCAGGUGUCCCGGCCACCUGCGUCACUACGAUCCCACCACGAGAUCUCCAACUGGCCUUCCUCCAUCUCUCAGCCUCUUUCCAGCAGGUUCAAGUUGGGCCUCCACUCCACAUUCUCCCUGUCAGCAUCAACCAGCAGCACACAUGCUUCUGGAUGUCAGGUGUUCUCCUCAGAACAGAGUCCACCAAGACAGUCUGCUGCCCCGUACAUCCCCACUGAAUCCCAGUCCCCCCAGUGUCUGGAUCUCAUCGACUCCCAAGUCUCCUCACCUAAAGAGUCUCCCAGGAAGCGGGUUGUUGGCGGUUCUCAUGCUCGAGGGCAUCUUCCAGAGGUCAAAGCCAUCCAACAAACCAGGAGGCUUCUAGCCAACGCCAGGGAGAGGACUCGAGUUCACACCAUCAGUGCAGCAUUCGAGGCAUUAAGAAAACAGGUGCCAUGUUACUCAUACGGGCAGAAGCUGUCCAAGCUGGCUAUCUUACGUAUUGCCUGUAACUACAUCCUGUCCCUGGCCCAGUUAGCUGAGCUGGACUACAGUUCAGAUCCCAGCACUGUGAGCUUUGCUCAGUGUGUAGAGCAGUGUACCCGAACCCUGCAGGCUGAGGGACGGUGCAAGAAGAGGAAGGAAUGACGUUCACGCUGCGGCAGCGGUGGAAGGAGUACUGGGAGAAUGAGAGACACAAUGAAAAUACAGCAAAGAAAAAGAAGAUGACCGAUGGAAGAACUGGACUCAAGCUGACCCAAGGCCCAGUUCACAAACACAGAAUUCAGGAAACCGAGUUAAAACAAGCAAGAUGGAGUUUAACAAGCCUUGUUGGAACAUUCUGCUCUAACUGUUUUAUUUCAUAAUAAAUGCCCCGACAGGAUCAAAAAGACUUCCUCACUCACACUCGCUCUGGUUUCUGUGGCUGUCUGCUUGUUUUCCUUUAAUUUUAAUAGUUAAUUAACCAUUAAUUAAUAGUUAAUUAACAGUUAAGUAACCCUUGCAGGGACACCUAGUGGUCCGCUGCUGUUACAGCAGCAACACACAUUCGUCUUGUUGAGUCCAACACAAACACAGUGAAGUCAGUCGUACGCAGCUGGGCUAACCGCUGCUCCACCGUGCAGCCCAAACCUACUUCUACUCACACACGC
Molecule: messenger RNA, 1768 nt
Organism: Nematolebias whitei (Rio pearlfish)
Lineage: Eukaryota; Metazoa; Chordata; Actinopteri; Cyprinodontiformes; Rivulidae
Gene: atoh8
Product: atonal bHLH transcription factor 8
Exons: 4
Coding region: 264-1265 (333 amino acids)
Molecular function (GO): DNA-binding transcription factor activity; protein dimerization activity
Source: RefSeq, a predicted model, not a curated record